Molecule: messenger RNA, 957 nt
Organism: Laccaria bicolor S238N-H82
Lineage: Eukaryota; Fungi; Basidiomycota; Agaricomycetes; Agaricales; Hydnangiaceae
Exons: 5
Coding region: 1-957 (318 amino acids)
Source: RefSeq, a predicted model, not a curated record
AUGUUCCUCACAUGUCACGCCCUAACCAUGAUCGGUACACUCCCUGUGCUAGAAGACCUCAGGCUGUCAAUUGCAGAAGACCAGAUGCAGAACUACUGUCCUUCUGACGGGAACCACUUCCCGCUCCUCACUCACCUGGAGAUCUGCUCAGAAACUAUGAAUGCCUGUCGAUUCCUAAGCCUAGACAGUGUCUUCGCCUAUCCUUUCGAGAUAGACGCUCGUACGGUUGAUGUCAAGCAUUUAGAGGAACUGUAUAUCUAUCCAACUUCCGUUAACCUGGACGACAAUCAUCUUAUGCAACUUGCCAAGGCAUUGCCUCAGUUGCGUUUACUCAGUUUUGAUGAAGAAUACGAUACAGAAGUCAUUCCCAAAUGCAAAUUCACUGGACUGCAGCACCUCGUUCAGUUUUGUCCAAAGCUGGAAAGCGUAACCCUUUGCAUUGAUGCGCGUCAAAUCCCGAUAUUCUCUACUCAGCCUGACGGAGAGUAUCCUGUGGGUGUCCACCUUACCACCCUCGAUCUCCGCGCCGCGCCUGUUUCGAACGCUUGCGAUGUUGCAUCGUAUCUCAUCAUGUUAUUCCCAGCCCUUAGAAUUUUUUCGACUGCCUAUGAUUGUUCAACAGCUACUGCACAAUUUGGUCGGAAGUGGCUGAGCUAUAUAUUUAAACAUUUAUUGCUCGAUAUGGAUGUCUUGGGCCAUGGACGUUUCUUUCGCUUGCUUGUUCGCCAGAUCGGAAGCCCCGGUGAAAAGGUCGAGAGGAUGGUUGACUGGAGACGAUUUUUCCCAUCAUCUGGUACCCUCAUACCCAUUUUGCCAUCGAACGUCGAACAGGGUCAAUCAGACGCUUAUGAAGGCACCCGUCUUUCGCCUGCAAUAGCGGAAUCAAGUGACGGUGGUACUACCAUUCCACUGACACUUCCCGAGAGGUGGUUGACAUGGACAGAGAGUUUGAACUGA